GAGGAGAGAGAAAGAAGAGGAUCAAGAUUUCCAAGAAAGCAAGCGCUCGUCUUCGUCCACAGGCAGCAACAACUCCAACUCCAUGUGCCCCCAUUGAAUGAUUGGACUGGGGACCCCAGAUUCCGAUCAAGAUCGCCCAUCGCCCCGAACCCAGUUGAGGGUAGGGAGGGAGGAGCAGGAACAGGGGAGAAAGAUCCCAUUUUUUGCAUCAACUGGAGCUGCUGCUGCUGCUGGGCGGGAGCAGGGGGCGGAGGGGAGAUGAAGAUGAAGGAGGGCGGCGAAGGGUACGUGAGGGCGGACCAGAUUGACCUGAAGAGCAUCGACGAGCAGCUCGAGAGGUUCACCAGGGCCGCCACCAUGGAGAAGAGCAGGAAGGUCGGGGGCAGAGGGGAAGGCGGCGAGGAGGCGACGGGCGGGAAUGUCGGCGCUUCCUUGGUCAAGAGCCUCUCGUUGCCGAGGCCCAGGAAGCAGGAGAGGCUGGAGUGGGAGAUCGAACCGGCCAAGCUGCUCAUCAAGUCCGUCAUUGCCCGCGGCACCUUCGGCACCGUCCACCGCGGUGUCUACGACGGGCAGGAUGUCGCCGUCAAACUUCUUGACUGGGGUGAAGAGGGACAGAGGACCGAGGCUGAAAUCGCUUCACUGAGGGCUGCUUUUAGCCAAGAAGUCGCGGUGUGGCACAAGCUUGACCAUCCUAAUGUUACCAAGUUCAUUGGGGCAACAAUGGGCUCAUCAGAUCUACAAAUACAAACUGACAAUGGUCCAAUCAGUAUGCCCAGGAAUAUUUGCUGUGUUGUUGUUGAAUAUCUUCCUGGAGGAGCUCUCAAAUCUUACCUCAUCAAGAACAGGAGAAGGAAACUAGCAUUCAAGGUGGUUGUCCAGCUUGCACUUGAUCUCGCCAAAGGCUUGAGUUAUCUCCACUCACAGAAGAUUGUCCAUAGAGAUGUGAAGACUGAGAACAUGCUAUUGGACAAGUCACGUACUUUGAAGAUCGCAGACUUCGGGGUGGCUCGUGUUGAAGCUUCAAAUCCCAAUGACAUGACUGGGGAGACUGGGACAUUGGGUUAUAUGGCUCCUGAGGUACUAGAUGGAAACCCAUAUAAUAGAAAAUGCGAUGUCUACAGUUUCGGCAUCUGCCUAUGGGAAAUAUAUUGUUGCGACAUGCCAUACCCUGACCUUAGUUUCUCAGAGAUGACUUCGGCUGUGGUGCGCCAGAACCUGAGACCUGAAAUUCCGAGAUGCUGCCCGAGUUCUCUUGCAAAUGUGAUGAAACGAUGCUGGGAUGCUCAACAAAACAAACGUCCAGAGAUGGACGAGGUCGUCUCUUUGCUUGAAGCUAUCGACACAUCAAAAGGGGGUGGCAUGAUUCCUGUCGAUCAGUCACAGGGUUGUCUUUGCUUCCGUAGGUAUCGCGGACCUUGAGGAAUUAGUUGGUAUAAUUAUUACUAUAAUUUUCAAAUACUGUGGUGCUAUCAACCUUUAGGGGGAAGGUGUCUGCUUAUUGUAUCUACAGUCGAGAAUUAGGGCAUGGGAUUUAUCCAGAAGAAUAGGGAUGGCGAUUCGUCAAUAUAGAUCAAGGAGAGAGUGCGUACCGCUACAUCUUUUCUUCUCGAAUGGUGUAAAGCUUCAUUUUCUAAUUAUUGUUCUUCUAUUCCUCUUUUGCAUGUCAGUUUUAGAAGCUUGGGGGGAUUUCACAGAACUUUGUGCUAUUUUUGGAUACGCUGCUCGGAAAGACUGGGUUGGCCACCUGUAAUGUAUGAUGACUACACUUUCUGUUAAUAAAGAACAAUUUUAAGAC
Messenger RNA from Eucalyptus grandis, 1795 nucleotides. RefSeq names its product serine/threonine-protein kinase STY13. Gene Ontology annotation, molecular function: protein kinase activity; ATP binding. Gene Ontology annotation, biological process: protein phosphorylation. NCBI's taxonomy places the organism in Eukaryota, Viridiplantae, Streptophyta, Magnoliopsida, Myrtales, Myrtaceae. The coding region runs from base 259 to 1419 and encodes 386 amino acids. Gene Ontology annotation, cellular component: plasma membrane. The record is from RefSeq and is a predicted model, not a curated record. The transcript is spliced from 6 exons.